AUGGGCGACAUGAUCCGGGACCUACCGCCCGCCGCUGCCGGCGCAACAGCGACCGAAACUCAUACUCCCACGCAAGCGCAGUCGCAGCCGCGCAAUAAGCUCUUCCUCGGCUCAUUCAUUCACUCAAAGACAAAGGAGCAGCUCGAGUACCUCCACGGCGCGGCCGUCUGCGUUGAUGCCGCUGGAACGAUUGUAGCUGUCGAAGCGGAGUGCGAUUUGAAGAGAGCCGAGGCGGAGGUUCUGCCGCGCUUGGGGUGGGCAGUUGGCGAUGUCGAGGUUUGUGUUGGCAAGGAGGGGCAAUUUUUCUUUCCUGGGUUUAUCGAUACCCACGUCCACGCAUCUCAAUACCCAAACGUCGGCAUCUUUGGCAAGUCGACCCUCCUCGACUGGCUAAACACCUACACCUUCCCCCUCGAAUCCUCUCUCGCCGACCAGAAAAAGGCAAAACGGGUCUACACGGCCUGCGUGAAACGCACCCUCGCCCACGGCACCACCACCUCGGCAUACUACGCCACAAUCGACGUCGCCGCCACAAACCUCCUCGCCGACAUCUGCCUCGCCCUCGGGCAGCGCGCGUUCGUGGGGAGGGUAUGCAUGGACCGCGAGGGUCUGUGCCCGGAGUACUACAAGGACGAGUCCGCGGCCGACUCGCUGCGCAAGACGAGGGCGAGCGUGGAGCAUAUCCGGCAGAUCGACCCGGCGUUUGAGCUCGUUGCGCCGGUGCUGACGCCGCGGUUUGCGCCGGCUUGUUCUGGGGAGGCGAUGAGGGGACUGGCGGGGUUGCAGCGGGAGUUGGAUGUGCUCGCGCAGACGCAUAUUUCGGAGAAUGAGGGGGAGAUUGAGCUUGUGAAGGAGUUGUUCCCGGAGGCGGAGAGUUAUACGGAUGUGUAUGACAGCCAUGGGCUGUUGGGGGAGAAAAUGGUGCUCGCGCACGCGAUUCAUUUGUCGGAGAAGGAGGCGGAUACAAUUGCGGAGCGGGGCGCGAAGGUGUCGCAUUGUCCAUGUAGUAACAGCUCUAUUACCAGUGGUGCGGCGAGAGUGAGGUGGUUGUGGGAUAAGGGUAUUGAUGUUGGGUUGGGGACGGAUAUGAGCGGUGGGUAUAGCCCUAGUAUACUCGAGGCGGCGAGGCAGGCUGCGUUGGUGUCGAGGCAUGUUGCGAUGGGGCUGAAGGGGGAGGAGAAGGAGAGGGCUAAGCUGACGGUUGAGGAAGUGUUGUAUCUCGGUACGAGGGGCGGUGCCAAGGUUGUUGGGCUGGGUGGGAAGAUUGGCGGGUUUGAGGUUGGUUUGCAGUGGGAUGCGCAGCUUAUUGGGUUGCCUGUUGUCGACGAGGAUGGGGAGCAGGAGGAGGAUGGGAAUGUUGAUGUGUUUGGGUGGGAGAGCUGGGAGAAUCGGGUUGCCAAGUGGGUGUUUAAUGGGGAUGAUCGGAAUACCAAGACGGUUUGGGUCAAGGGACGGAUGGUGCAUUCGAGGAAGUAG
Messenger RNA from Colletotrichum acutatum, 1476 nucleotides. Its product is annotated as guanine deaminase. The transcript is spliced from 2 exons. Bases 1 to 1476 code for a protein of 491 amino acids. The record is from RefSeq and is a predicted model, not a curated record. Gene Ontology annotation, biological process: guanine catabolic process. Gene Ontology annotation, cellular component: cytosol. Gene Ontology annotation, molecular function: zinc ion binding; guanine deaminase activity. Lineage: Eukaryota; Fungi; Ascomycota; Sordariomycetes; Glomerellales; Glomerellaceae.